Malurus melanocephalus (red-backed fairy wren) is the source of this 1234-nucleotide messenger RNA. RefSeq names its product malate dehydrogenase 1B (gene MDH1B). Gene Ontology annotation, molecular function: L-malate dehydrogenase (NAD+) activity. NCBI's taxonomy places the organism in Eukaryota, Metazoa, Chordata, Aves, Passeriformes, Maluridae. The annotation marks the transcript as partial. Gene Ontology annotation, biological process: oxaloacetate metabolic process; tricarboxylic acid cycle; malate metabolic process. The transcript has 4 exons. The record is from RefSeq and is a predicted model, not a curated record.
GAGUUAAAGAUGUGAUUGUUUGGGGAAAUAUUACUGGCUCUAACUACAUUGAUUUGUCACAUGCAAAACUUUAUGGAUAUGACUGUGCUAUUUGGGGACCCCCUACUUAUCCACGUUCUUUGUUGAAUAUGAUUCGUGAUAGUGAAUGGAUCCAUUCAGAAAUCCUAUCUGCACAGAGUACACUGAGUUCCCAGGUGUCUCAUUGUACAGGAAUGUUGCCUGCUCAUGCAGUAGCCACUGUACUGCAGUACUGGUACCAUGACUCUCCUUCUGAUGAGAUCGUUUCUGUGGGAAUACUUAGUGAAGGUCAGUUUUGCAUUCCUGAAGAAAUUAUCUUCUCUAUGCCAGUGAGGUUCCAGAAUGGUAACUGGGAAGUCAUCACAGAAUUAGAAAUUAAUGAAACGACCCAAAAAGUUCUAGAACGUUUAUCCCACGAGCUGGUUCAGGAAAAGCUCGUUGCACUAAAGGAAAUAGAAGAAAUGCGUCCAUAUGAAGCAGAAUAAAAUCUCCACAUCUCCCAAGUGUUUCUGUGCUGCUUUUCCUAUUUAACUUGCUUUUCAAGUUCUCUGCCCUCAUUCAUCAGAAUAAGAACAGAUGAACAUGGAAGCAUGUUUUAGUUUUGUUUUUUCACUUUUUCUCUAUUCUCAGCUUGUGAAAUUCCUGCACUUUUCCAAUGUCCUUGCCAUUUCUUUUUAUUUUUCAUUCCUGCAGAUCUUUUCCCUAGUUUGUUUUCUUUGUCCCUUCCUUCAAUUUCUUUCCAGUGCUUUUAUAUCAGCCCUUUCUGUACUAUGAGCUGUUUUUCUCUAUUAAGGGCAGGCUGAAGAAUGAGGAAACCAUUUGGACCUUGAUGCCCAGAGCUUCUAGUGAGCUCAUAAGCCUUUUGGCUAUCCAUGCUUGUUUCUUGGGAAAGGACUACAGACACAAUAAGAUAUUCUUGAUGAAUGCAGAAUUUAAUUAUUCAGCUAAUCAUGACCUUGUUUAAGCCAGACAGGAUUUUUCCAAUUAGGUAAGAGUGUCCUUCCCUGUCUGCUCUCCACUUGUGUGGAGCUGCUGUUAUGCAGAGCUGUCCCAUUCCUCUUGUGUCAGCAUUAAACACUAAGCAGAGGCUUUCCCACUGCUAGCAGAAUUUUGCUUGGUUGUGUCUUCUCUUGUGAUAUCAGUAUCAGGUGUUCAAGUAUUCCUGAAGUGCCCUGCUUAUCUCCUUGCAUGUGGAAAUGUUUUAGGAGGCUAGCAA